This is a messenger RNA of Dioscorea cayenensis subsp. rotundata (Guinea yam), 1737 nucleotides long. Its product is annotated as transducin beta-like protein 2. The record is from RefSeq and is a predicted model, not a curated record. Gene Ontology annotation, molecular function: protein binding. Bases 77 to 1408 code for a protein of 443 amino acids. The transcript has 10 exons. NCBI's taxonomy places the organism in Eukaryota, Viridiplantae, Streptophyta, Magnoliopsida, Dioscoreales, Dioscoreaceae.
UCUUCUCCAACAUCUCACUAUAAACCUCCACAAAAUCGCUGCAUUUUCUCCCGUUUCCCGCGAAAUCAACCCGAAAAUGAUCUCCGAUCCAUCGUCAUCGAUCCCCUUCAUCUCCUCCAUCUCCAUUCCCUUGCUCACCGCCAUUAUAGGCGCUGUCGUCGCCCUCCUCUUCGUCACCGACUACCUCCGUCGCAAGAGAUCCGAGGUCGCCACCAUCGCCCAACACCUUGAUGCCAAGGUCGAUGAUCAGAAGCCCUCCCGUCCUCCUCCCUCCAAGAAAUCCCAUCCCAGAUCCCACCACCACGCAGCCGCCGACAAGGAUCAAAUCAAAAGGCACCACCCUCUCGACGUGAACACUUUGAAAGGCCACGGGGAUGAUGUUACCGCCCUCUGCUUCUCGCCUGAUGGCCUGAAUCUUGCUACCGUGUGCGGUGAUGGAGUUGUGAGGAUUUUCCGGAUCGACGAUGCUUCCAGCAAAAGUUUCAAGCUUUUAAGGUUGAAUUUGCCGGCUGGGGCACACCCGACAGCGAUUGCCUUCUCUGAGGGGGAGACUUCGGUUGUGGUGGCGGCUCAGACUUUGUCUGGAUCCUCUCUUUAUAUGUAUGCAGAUGUGAGUGCCCCCAAGCAGCAAGUUAAAAUUCCCCACCCGGAGAUCAAAUGGGAGCACCACAAGGUGCAUGAUAGGAGCUCUGUGUUGACCCUUGUUGGAGCCUCUGCAACCUUUGGAAGUGGUGAUGGGAGCACGAUCCUUGCUUCAUGCUCUGAAGGGACUGAUAUUAAAAUUUGGCAUGGAAAAAGUGGUAAAGAGCUGGGAACUGUUGACACAAAUCAACUAAAGAACAACAUGGCUACCAUUUCCCCAAAUGGGCGUUUUCUGGCUGCUGCAGCCUUUACUGCAGAUGUGAAGGUGUGGGAAAUUGUUUAUUCUAAGGAUGGUUCUGUCAAGGAGGUUCUGAAAGUCAUGCAACUAAAAGGACAUAAGAGUGCGGUAACCUGUUUAUGUUUUACCCCAAGUUCAGAGCAGAUCAUUACAGCAUCUAAAGACGGUUCAAUUAGAGUUUGGAAUAUCAAUGUUCGAUAUCAUCUAGAUGAGGACCCGAAGACUUUGAAAGUGUUUUCUAUUCCACUUCAUGAUGCAAAAGGUUCUACUUUGCAUUAUGAUCAUUUUAGGAUCUCGCCUGAUGGCAAGAUCCUUGCGGCUACUUCUGGUUCGAUUCUGCAAUGGUUAUGUGCUGAGACUGGAAAGGUUCUAGACACUGCUGACAAAUCACAUGAAGGUGUCAUUACUGGCAUUGCUUGGGCCCCUCAAUUGAUUCCAGCAGGGGGUAAACCUGCUCUAGUUUUAGCCACAGCUGCUGUGGAUAAAAAGGUGAAACUGUGGCUGACUCCAGAACUUCAUUCAUCAUGAAAAAAGGAAAAAAAAAAACAAUGUACCUCAUAAUUGUCUCCUCCAGUUUACCUUCAUCUGAGUGUAUUCAGGUGUCCAAUGGAAUUCACCACAAUGAAAAAAGACUGAUGAAAGAAAACACAACUCAGAUGCCUUCACAUCUUUAUUUCCCUGACACAGCACUUGGAGGAUUUUGGGAUGCAUACAGAGUUAAAAUAAUGCAAGAUUAUUUCUUGUUUUUAUGCAAAAAAGAAUAGUUACAGCUAGUCUUAUUGAAGGUUGAUAGAAAGAUGUUACUACUUCUAGUGUUUAUUUUAUUUUAUUCUAUGCUUUUAAUUCCUACAGUUAAA